Messenger RNA from Striga asiatica, 594 nucleotides. The record is from the annotation of a GenBank genome assembly. Lineage: Eukaryota; Viridiplantae; Streptophyta; Magnoliopsida; Lamiales; Orobanchaceae.
AUGUGCAAACUUAUAAAAGCAAUCCAGAAUUGCCCUUUUAUCCUCGAGCCUCAGUCACAAUCUUUGUUAGUCCCACAAUACAAGGAGGUCUCAACAAGGGUAAUACUUGGAAUACAACUCUCGGACCGGGGCAUCAUAGUACCCUCCAUCUUGAUAUUUCCUCGUUUAGUUAUCGGGCUAUUCGGCAUUGACCUUGGAGAUUUGGGGCUCUCCAAGCUCUUUCUCAAAACUCGUCUCAUGGCCCAAAUCAUGUGGACGGUGGGAUCUUGUGGAGUGCCCAAGGCCCGGAACUUACCGCAAAAGUUGAGAUGCCGGGCCAUGGCUUCAUCCGGGCUUAUGAGCAUUUGGCAACGCAAGAUUUCGUCUUUCACGGCCUCACCACAAAGUCCGCAAAGCCAUUUGCCUCCGUACCUAAUAGUUCAAUUCAAUUCGUUUACAGCUCUAGAAACAAUAUGCAGUAAGAACCCAAAUGGCGGAAGUAACAUGGGUGCAUUCUUCAGUAAGCCCGCAGCAGUGGCACCUGGCAAAUUCCACCUCGAUUUGGCCCAAACUCUUGUUUUCAGGCCCAUCGGGCCCUGGAGUUACCUCCAUUAA